Labeo rohita (rohu) is the source of this 4028-nucleotide messenger RNA. RefSeq names its product collagen-like tail subunit (single strand of homotrimer) of asymmetric acetylcholinesterase (gene colq). The coding region runs from base 160 to 1512 and encodes 450 amino acids. Gene Ontology annotation, molecular function: heparin binding. The transcript has 17 exons. The record is from RefSeq and is a predicted model, not a curated record. NCBI's taxonomy places the organism in Eukaryota, Metazoa, Chordata, Actinopteri, Cypriniformes, Cyprinidae.
AUGGGAGAGGUGUAACAGACAUUGGCUGGCAUUCACUUCUCCUAAAGGCGUGGAUCUAGUGUGUGUGUGAGAGAGAGAGAGGCGGGGAGAGACAGGAGUAGUGCGGGACUGCCUCAGAUCACUCCUCGGUGCUAUUGGAGGUAGACUGCAGCCGGCAGCAUGAUUCUGUUCACACUUGGACUAUAUUUUCAACUCCUCUGCUAUGUGGCGUCAUUCUCUUACGUGGAUAAUAUAUUCCCUCUUCCAACAGAUCUCCAGUUGCUGGAAACCAGAAAGAAAUUCAACCCCUGCUGUUUACUGAGUCCACCUCCGCCUCCUCUCUUCCCUCCACCCCCUUCACUGUGGCGGCAGGGCCCUCUGACUGUGACUGAUGUUCCACCAAAUAAAUGGAACUCAGAAGAGAAGCCCAAUCCCACACCCCCGACGUGUUCCCCGGGACUUCCAGGACCAGCAGGACCUCCUGGCCCUCAGGGUCCUGCUGGACUGCCGGGACCAAAGGGACCAAAGGGAGAUAAGGGUGAAAUUGGAAGACCUGGACAAAAGGGUCGCACUGGCCCUCCGGGUCUGCCAGGAAGACAGGGACCAAGUGGAUGGCAAGGACCAACUGGGCCUAAAGGGGAGAAAGGCGACCCUGGGCUGAUGGGCAUGCCAGGAGCAAGAGGACCAAUUGGACCCAAGGGCUUACCUGGACAUAAGGGAGAAAAAGGUUCACAAGGUUUCAGAGGUGAAAUUGGCUUAAAAGGUGACAAGGGAUCAAUGGGUCUUCCUGGAAUGCUUGGCCAGAAGGGUGAAAUGGGCCCAAAAGGAGAACCUGGAAGCUCAGGGAACAGGGGACCCACCGGCCGCCCAGGAAAAAGAGGAAAGCAGGGUACAAAAGGUGACAUUGGUGCAACUGGACCCAUGGGUCCUGCAGGCCCUCAGGGGGCCCCUGGUCAUCCUGGCCCUCCUGGUUUGCCUGCCUCAGGACUGUACAUGGUAGGACAGAAAGGAGAAAAGGGACAACCGGGCAGCCCAGGCCGCUGCGGCUGCAAUGCCCCCUCGGGUGCCAACCCCUCUUUUGAGCACUGGGGCAGCUAUCCCAGAGUGCCAGCGAUCUUUGUGGUGAAUAACGAACAGGAGCUGAACCGCCUCCAGACUGAUAACGCUUUGGCCUUCCGUAAAGAUCAGAGGGUGCUUUACUUCAAAGACGUUGGUGGCUGGAUGCCAAUUCAGUUAACACCGUUCCAGUCGAUGGAGCGUGAUCCUGACCAGGAGGGUUUCUGCGGAGACAGCAUCGUGCAAGUUGAGAACGGAGAGGAGUGUGAUGACGGAAAUAAGGUGGUCACAGAUGGCUGUGUCAAGUGCAAAUUUGCGUAUUGUGGGGAUGGAUAUCGCUAUGAAGAGGCAGAGGAGUGUGAUGGAAAGGAUUUUGGCUUUCACACAUGCAGAUCCUUUUUGCCUGGAUCUUAUGGACAUCUCAAGUGCACAGCAGACUGUUUCAUUGACUCAACAAAUUGCAAGUAUUUUACAUGAGGACACAAGAAAGUAGUGUCUCGUUUCAGCUGGCGAGAUCCGUAUAAACGACGACACUGAAAAGCAUAGAUUCAGCGGAUAAACUGAGAGUAGAAAUCAUUGAGGGAAUUAUCACAAACACAUUAGCUGAACUCCUCUGUUGACAUGAUGGUGAGAGGCCAUGUAGCUCACUCGGGACAGGAACGCUCGGCAAAGCCACGGUUGCGCUCGCGCUCUCAAGAACUCUAACAGGACUUCAGACGCCAUUCUCUGCUCAUUCAGCCUCUGCCGCCUGCCGCUCAGCCCUGGCUCGACGUUUGGCCAACGUGGUUGGCCGCACUAAGAGGAAACAGGUGAGUUGGGUGCCUCUUGAAAAUGGGCAAAGGACUCCUCAAUACCUCAAAGUACUGUAGUACUGUUUUAGAGGAAAGCCGUUUUCUCCUGGUCCACCCCACCUUCCCUCACACAGGGUGCUCUGUAUGUGGAAUGUAAUGUCACAUUGUUACUAUAGUAUUUUGCAUGAGGCUGAGAUUGCUGUAGACAUGUCAGCAGAGAUCAUUACCAAGGCAUGUAACUAAAAAAACAAAAGUGGCUCAUAUCUUUAAAUGUAAUAUUAUGUAGGCUUAGACCAAACUGGUGCUUGGCCUUGGACGCAAUCUAAUAAUUUCAUUAUCUUAAAUUACACUCAUGUAAAUUAGAGUUAGUACAGUUUUGCAUACUGGGUCCAAAAUUAACUUGAUGCCAUACAGCCCAACAGUGGGUGAAUUGGAGGAAAAUGGAAUUUAAAAUCUCAUAAAAUGGCACAAUUGACUCUUCGCAAAUAUCUUCUCACACAGUGAAAAGUACAUUGCAGAGGAAAUUGAAAUGCACCGACAGACAAGACAGAGCAGGAUACUUUUGGUUUAAAACAAAGUCUUGGUUUAAAAUUGUAAGAUUUUCUAAGAAAUUCAUACAGUAAAUACUGUUUUUGGCUCUUUAAUGUGUCGUGAUGGAACGCUGUAGCACCUCAAACGGCACGAGAACUGAUUAUCUCUUCCUUCAGCAGUGGAAAGACGCCAAAGUUCAGCAACAUAAAUCUACUCUCCUGUCUGGUUUGUUUGUCGGACAAAAUUGCAGAUUCUGAGUUAUGAUUGGUUAGACCGCCUAUCAGUCAACUCCGGCGAAGAGUCAAUUGUAAGCCAAAUGUUUAAUUGAUAAACGUAUUGAGUUGCUUGAUAAAGAUGGUUGUUCAUAUCACAUACCAACUUUCACUUCAAAAUUUUUUUUAUACUAAUCAAACAUAACCAAAAUGAUUCCCAGUUCAAUGUGGGAGUCAAACUCAGUAACAUCUCUAAACAAUUCACUGACUGAAUCUGAUUCAAGCACCUUUCUCAAGAGCAAAUUCAAUGCUGUGUCAUAAAUAAAUGUUAGAAAUGUGUUUACCAACACAUAAGUUAGGUAAAUGAGACCCAAAUGUAUAUUCUGAUUGGAAUUCACCCUGUAAUGAUGCUUUCAUUAAUUUCUUUGCAAGUUGGACAUCACAGUUUACGCUUUGUUGCAUUCAAGAAAAACUAGCAUGCACUCUUAUGAGAUCAGAAUGAUAUGUGAUUAAAUCACAUAUGGAAAAGUAUCGACUAGACUUUGAAUUUUCGUUAAAGGUACAUUUUUGUCACAUUUGCGAUCAUUUUUCUCACCCUUAUUGUAUGUGAAACUCUACCUCUCAUAAACCAUACACUCAUUUUAGUGGUUUAUUGCAGUUUGCAUUAUGUUGCAGCGACACAAAAGGCCAGUAAAUCCAUUCACUUACUCACCAGAUUUCCAUUUUACUUUAGUUUGGCACAUGGCAGGUGUUAUUUUUGGACCCUGGGUAUGAAUGGGUUUUUUUCACAGACUAUUAAAUGUAAAAAGGCUGCAUAAAUGUACUUAACAGUAACCACAAUAAUACUACUGUUACUACUACUGUUUAAGAUUAGAAGACCCUGCUUUCCAGGCUCUCAGUAUGCUUUAUGGGGUCACACUUAGAUUUACAUUUCCGUCAUAUCUCAGGAAACCACUUAAAGAUAUCCAUAACCCCUCCACCUCCAUGUGUGGAGCAGGGUGCACAUAUUCCAGUUUAGCUUAGUUCCACGCUGUUGUCUUGUGCUUCAAGAUCUUGAAGUAAAGCAAACACUGCUUAUUUAUUGGGUUAUGGGUCUGAAGAUCUUAAAAAAGGGAGGAAAAACCAACCAAUCUCAAUGAGGUAACCUAACUAUUUUAGUGUAAGCAAAUGAUAUACAGUUGAGGUCAAAAGUUUACACACACCUUGCAGAAUCUGCCAAAUGUUAAUUAUUUUACCAAAUAAGAGGGAUCAUGUGAAAUGCAUGUUAUUUCUUUUUUAGUACUGACCUGAAUAAGAUAUUUCACAUAAAAGACGUACAUAUAGUCCACAAGAGAAAAUAAUAGUUGAAUUUGUAAAAAUGACCCUGUACAAAAGUUUACAUGUGCUUGGUUUUUAAUACUGUCUUAUUACCUGAAUGAUCUACAACAGUUGAACUGCUUGCAUUUCUUCAGAAAAAUCC